Paraglomus occultum is the source of this 216-nucleotide messenger RNA. NCBI's taxonomy places the organism in Eukaryota, Fungi, Glomeromycota, Glomeromycetes, Paraglomerales, Paraglomeraceae. The record is from the annotation of a GenBank genome assembly.
AUGGACGUCAGCGAUGUUAAUCUACCGGUAAUCGGCGAAGAAUCUUUUGAUCCUCAAUUGUAUUCGGUCGUUACUCGUGCAAAAACUAUUGAUGAUUACAAGAUCCUACGAAUUUGUCAAGUUGCAUACAAUGCGAAGGAUCCAGAAAAGGAAACUAGUGAUAUUGAAGUUUGUCUUCAAGUCAAGGAUUCUUGUCGACAGUUGGAUACAUCAUGA